This is a messenger RNA of Nanorana parkeri, 1701 nucleotides long. RefSeq names its product cholesterol side-chain cleavage enzyme, mitochondrial. The coding region runs from base 119 to 1657 and encodes 512 amino acids. Gene Ontology annotation, cellular component: mitochondrial inner membrane. Lineage: Eukaryota; Metazoa; Chordata; Amphibia; Anura; Dicroglossidae. The record is from RefSeq and is a predicted model, not a curated record. Gene Ontology annotation, molecular function: monooxygenase activity; heme binding; oxidoreductase activity, acting on paired donors, with incorporation or reduction of molecular oxygen. Gene Ontology annotation, biological process: glucocorticoid biosynthetic process; C21-steroid hormone biosynthetic process; cellular response to peptide hormone stimulus. The transcript is spliced from 9 exons.
AUGUAGCCCUGAAAUCUUCCUAUGCUCAUGGCCAUGUCCCUUACUCUCCUCCUUGUGUCCUUCAUGUUUUCUGCAGCUCUAUAAGAGAGGCCCCUGUGCCCUCUGACCGACAGACACCAUGUUGCUCUCUCGAAGACUGUGUAUUCUUCCCUCUUCCUCUGGGCUACUGAACUUUCACUCAGUGGUGAGCGAGAGCCCUUCGAUGGUCCAUAGCCAAAGCAGAACAAGUCCCCUGCCCUAUGACCAACUGCCUGGUGAAUGGAGGAAUGGAUGGAUCGGCUUAUUCCACUUCAAUAGAAAGAACGGAUAUGACAACAUUCAUCAUCUCAUGGUGGAAAAUUACCAGAAAUUUGGACCAAUCUACAGGGAGAAACUAGGAACAUAUGACAGUGUUUAUAUUCAGCAGCCAGAAGAUGCUGCUACCUUAUUCCAGGUGGAGGGGACACAUCCAGAGCGGCUGAGGAUCCAGCCAUGGUACGAAUAUCGUGAUUAUCGCAACAAGAGAUAUGGAGUUCUGCUCAAGAGUGGAGAGGACUGGCGCUGUCAGAGGCUCAUACUAAAUCGAGAAGUCUUGUCAGUGGCGGGAAUGAAUCGCUUCUUGCCUCUUCUGGACAAUGUUGGACAAGACUUUGUUCGCAGGGUUUACUCUCAGGUAGAGAGGAGUGGUCGGGGAAAAUGGACAGCUGAUUUGACCAAUGAGCUCUUUCGAUUUGCACUGGAAUCUGUUUGCUAUGUCUUAUAUGGGCAGCGGCUUGGUCUCCUGCAGGAUUACAUAAACCCUGAAUCUCAGGAGUUUAUAGAUUCAAUAACAUUAAUGUUUGAGACAACCAGACCUAUGUUGUACCUCCCUCCCCGUAUUUUCAGACUCUUGAAUCUAUCUACAUGGAAGGACCAUGUUAAGGCAUGGGAUGCUAUCUUCAACCAUGCUGAUAUCUGUAUACAGGGAAUAUACAGUUCACUAAAGCAGAAGCCAGAUAAUAAUUACUCUGGAGUCCUUUCCAGUCUGCUCCUCCAGAAUCAGCUACCCUUGGAGGACAUUAAGGCCAGCAUUACAGAGCUGAUGGCUGGAGGUGUGGAUACGACAUCAGUAACUCUGCAGUGGGCUAUGUAUGAGCUGGCCCGUGCCCCUAGUGUGCAGGAGAAGCUAAGGUCUGAAAUUAUAGCUGCCAGACAGGCUGCUGGGAAUGAUCUUACUGUUUUGUUGAAAAUAAUUCCACUGGUCCGGGCGACUAUAAAAGAAACACUCAGGCUACAUCCCGUGGCCAUCUCAUUGCAGCGAUACACACAGCGUGAUACAGUUAUCAGAAACUUCAUGAUACCACGGGGGACACUAGUACAGGUUGGGCUAUAUGCCAUGGGUCGGAAUAAGGAUAUAUUUCCUUCCCCUGAGAAGUUCUCCCCAGAGCGCUGGUUGGGCGGUGAAUUAACACACUUUCGGAGUCUUGGUUUUGGUUUUGGACCACGACAAUGUCUUGGAAGGAGGAUAGCAGAAAUGGAGAUGCACCUUUUUUUGGUUCAUAUACUGGAGAAUUUUAAGAUCGAAACGAACCGCAUGAUUGAGGCGGAAACAACAUUUAAGCUCAUUCUUUUUCCAUCCAAACCAAUACAAUUAACUCUACGUCCUCUGGAUAACUCCAAAAUACCUGCAGCCUGCUGAUCCAUGAUACAAGAUUACUGGGCAGUCAUAACAGUUAUGAGACA